This is a messenger RNA of Pieris macdunnoughi, 759 nucleotides long. The record is from the annotation of a GenBank genome assembly. NCBI's taxonomy places the organism in Eukaryota, Metazoa, Arthropoda, Insecta, Lepidoptera, Pieridae.
AUGAGUGGGAGUAACAAAAAUGAAAAAAAGGAGGAGGACUGUAGCUGUUACGCGGAGUCUCGCACAAAGAAGACUUGUCCUCCCGUACGCAACGUGACGCACCCUCUGCGCUAUUACGAGUUCUCGCCCGACGAGCUGAAAGCGCUGGAAGAGUGCGACAAAGAGAGCUUCUACCAACGCUGCUUGCCCUUCAGCACGCUCUUUGCCACUGUCACCUACGCUGCAGUUAAAUAUGGUCAUUUCAAGCCCAACCCAAGAUUUGGUGCAUUCCCAAAGGUGACCUUAGCAGUGAUUGUGGGGUAUUUCUUGGGUAAGCUGUCUUACCAGCAAGCAUGUGCUGAGAAGUUGAUGGCUCUUCCAGGUAGUUACAUUGGUCAACUCCUCAGAGAAAGAAAAGAAGGAAAAUUUAGUGCGACACGCGCUCCCGCUCCACCUACAAUGUUUGGUGCAGCUCCAGGUGAUAUAUAUUCAGAUGCAGGCCCUGGCAACUCUCUGGAUCUCGAUACUGACCGACCAUUGUUCUCAGAGGACUCAUUUAAUGCAACCUCUGAAUUUGGUAAACCAUUAGAACCAGAACUGUCGCCGGCCCGGCCCGUUCAGUCCUACGAUGAGCUGCGCAGACGCAACCGCGGCGAGUACAAUGACGCCCGACAGGAUCCUUAUAAAGUGGAUCCAAACAGUGCACCGGUUGUAACUCGCCCCAGUCCACGCCCAGCAAAUCCAUCCGUCACUAACAAGUAUGGCGACGAAAUGGAAUAA